Messenger RNA from Fusarium subglutinans, 957 nucleotides. Its product is annotated as indc11. The coding region runs from base 1 to 957 and encodes 318 amino acids. NCBI's taxonomy places the organism in Eukaryota, Fungi, Ascomycota, Sordariomycetes, Hypocreales, Nectriaceae. The record is from RefSeq and is a predicted model, not a curated record. The transcript has a single exon.
AUGAGCAUGCUUUCAGCUGAAGUCACGGAAUGGGGUCAACCUCCCAAGUCCAUCAAAGUCCUCCCUCCUGCAGCUCCAGUUCAAGGCAACGAGACUGAGAUCAAAGUCCUCGCUGCAGGUCUUCACCAGCUCGUCCGCACACGGGCAGCGGGUAAACACUACACUGCUACUGAACUCCCCCACGUUCCCGGCGUCGACGGCGUCGGCAUUGAUGUCUCAACCGGCAAGAAAGUCUACUUUUCUCUCCUCGGUACAAAGCAGGGCAGUUACGCCGAGAUCGUCAAUGCGCCAACUCACAACAUCGUUGAGCUUCCCGAGGGUGUAGACCCUGUUGUUGCAGCUGCUAUGGUCAACCCCGUCAUGGCGAGCUGGAUGGCGCUGCGGAAGCGUGUUGAUUGGACUGGAAAGGAGGGCAAACCUUACAAGGUCUUCAUCAACGGCGUCACCAGCGCCAGUGGAAAGAUCGCUAUCAAAGUAGCUCGUCACCUCGGCGCUACGACCAUCGUAGGAGCAGCCCGCAAUAAAGACGCGUUGUCAAAGCUCGAUCUCGACGCCAGCGUUGUUCUUCAAGAACCCAACGCCACAGACUUCUCCGCCGCAGCAGACGCAGACAUUGUUCUCGACUUCCUCUACGGACCGUGGCCGAAUGCGUUCUUGCUGAGUCCCAGCACAGCUAGUGCCAAGAACCCUAUUACGUGGAUCAACAUUGGGUCUAUGGCGGGUGAUAUGGGCGAUAUCUCGGCGAUGGGGCUGAGGAGGAGAGAUGUCACGGUGCGGGGCUCGGGGCCGGGAGCGUGGGAUCCGAGGGAGCUCGGGGUUGAGACGGAAGGAAUGUUGAAGGUUCUCGUGGGAUUGGGAGAUGAGGGGUUGAAGAAGUAUAGAAUUGAGGAUGUUGAGGAGGGUUGGGGUGAUAAGGGGAGGGAUCGAGUUGUUUUUGUGUUUGGUGAGAAGGCUUGA